UUCAUAUCAUCAAUGCUCUCCACUAAAUCGAUCGAUAAUGGUAAUUCCCACAUGAUUCCGGCACCAGCAUAAAUUGGUUACCCAAAUGCGAUCGAUAUGAAUUUAAGUAUAAAUUGAACAGUAACACAAGCCAAGAUCACAGUGUAGGAAAAAGCACGCUAGAAUGCUUAGAAGCAGUACACAAAACCAAAAUCAGUAUUUUUUUAACAGUAUUUUAUACAGCUCAUUCUAAACCAGGAAAACAUGCAUUCGACUUUGCUGCUAUCAUUUGGCGUACUGCUCUUAUUAACAACUCUGGCUAACCAAUGUCAGGGCAACGAAAGUCCUGGAUUUUUCUUGAAGAUCACUAAAAAUGUACCGCGCCUGGGACGACGCUCGGAUAGUUAUUUCCUGAAGAAUAUGAAAGCAAUACCGCGUAUAGGACGUCGUGCCGAUGGGGUUCUUGACGUCACCUUUCCGCUAUCGAAGCGUAUGCUUCUCAAUCCAGCCGACGCAGCAGCGGCCGCCGAACGUGAAUACAGUCUGGUGCAGCCGGUCACUUCGAAUACACUGAUCGAACUGUUGAAUAAGAAUGCAAUCGCCGCGGAUAAUAUAAAAUUCGUACACUGGAAGGACUUCGAUCGUGCACUGCAAACAGACACAGAAUUGUAUGGCAAACUGAUUUCGUUGGGUCGCAAGCCGGAUCAGCGACUGAAGGACGAUCUUAACAUUGAUAUGACCAACGGAUUUACACCUCUAUUGUCCAAUAAUAAUGAUUAUAUAUACUACAACAAAGAUGUGGACGAGAUGUACGCACCGAAGUAUGGUGGAGAUUUUAUGCGUUACAAUCAAUUGUUUUAG
Molecule: messenger RNA, 840 nt
Organism: Zeugodacus cucurbitae (melon fly)
Lineage: Eukaryota; Metazoa; Arthropoda; Insecta; Diptera; Tephritidae
Gene: ETH
Exons: 2
Coding region: 244-840 (198 amino acids)
Source: RefSeq, a predicted model, not a curated record